Messenger RNA from Aspergillus welwitschiae, 1152 nucleotides. RefSeq names its product ribonuclease P protein subunit p40. Gene Ontology annotation, cellular component: multimeric ribonuclease P complex; ribonuclease MRP complex. Gene Ontology annotation, biological process: endonucleolytic cleavage in ITS1 to separate SSU-rRNA from 5.8S rRNA and LSU-rRNA from tricistronic rRNA transcript (SSU-rRNA, 5.8S rRNA, LSU-rRNA); tRNA 5'-leader removal; tRNA 3'-end processing. Lineage: Eukaryota; Fungi; Ascomycota; Eurotiomycetes; Eurotiales; Aspergillaceae. The record is from RefSeq and is a predicted model, not a curated record. Gene Ontology annotation, molecular function: ribonuclease P activity; ribonuclease MRP activity. The transcript is spliced from 7 exons. The coding region runs from base 1 to 1152 and encodes 383 amino acids.
AUGCUCGACUUUGAAGAUGAUGCGUCUAAGCGCGAAAAAUGCUACACCACCAUAGGCCAACUGCCUGCUUUUAUCGAUCCCAAGCAGCCGCCCACGAAACGGUCCCCCUGCUCGGCCAUCCUUGGCCAUCCAUUCGUUCACACGGUUGAAGUCAUUUUGCCAAAAGACAUUUUCUCGCAUGUGCAACCCCAGCUGCAAAAGCUGCGAUAUGCUAGAGUUUUUAUGUCGCUAUCUUCUCUGCUCGAGGGUGAAUUCUUCAAUACUUAUAUCAAGACCGGGAAUAUUCUCAUGAUAUCAGAGGGACGCUCAGGCUCAGACAGUGUCUUCACUCUUAAAGAUGGCAUCCUAAAAUUGGAGCUGAGCAAAGAAAUCUUCGAAAGAACAGGGCUUACAGGGAAGCCGGUUCGCAGCGGAGGAAGAAAGCAUGCAAAAGAGAGGUUCAUCGUGGAAAUCAACCUUCGACUUCCCUCCAUGCUUCACGGCAAGAAGGGCUUCGAGAGAAUUGUAUGGGCUUUCAAGAACGUUUUGAACCAAUCAGUAGCCUGGCUAUUCUUCGAUCUUACAACUAGCUCGGGUGGCGUUUCAGAAGAUGACCCCUCCCUAAAGGGAAACCAGCCCCAAAUCAUCAAUUGCCAGCCUAUUCUCACCGAGCACUCCAAUAUCCUUGUCCCUCCUCUCCCUGGAGCAGAAAUCACAGACGAGUCCCGCGGAGCCGCAGAACUAGAAGACCACUGCAACGAGCUCUCCGAAUGGCUUGCAAUGGUAUCCCUCGAAUCGCCUCGCGUGUCGGCUCAUGACGAUGUGGAUCCCUAUCUAUGUCGUUACAGUGUACCCGAUUUGGAUAAUGCAAAAUCCACCAGUCUUGUCAGCCUGAAGUGGCAAGGACUUGUCCCGUCUCGUUGGAUCAUCGAAUUAUUGGUCGCGUUAUUGAAGGAAACUGCUCCCAAGUCUCUUGCCCCGUACGCUUGGUUCGCGCUUUCUGCGAGUGCGCUGGGAAGAGAAGCCGUGGAGGCACGCGAUGGGUACACGGUUAUGGUGCUUCCGGCACAUGUGCCAAAGCAAGAUGUGUUGGGGGUGCAGGCAGAUAGUCCGUCUAAGGGUAAUGGCCGGCACUUCAUAUGUUGGGAGUACGUCGGUGCUUCGAUUCUAUGA